AUGGUAGACAAGGAGACGAAGCCCGAGUGGUACCAGGAAGAUGUCAAAAGCAUUAACCCCGAUGCUCAGAAUCUAUUAGAGAACUAUAGCGGCUUUCAAGCCGACGAAGUCCUUCCCCAUGUCUUAUCACUGUAUACUAAUCCCCCCCAGCGAGCCGAAGCAUUCCGCAUCUGUCACUAUCCUUGUAUAGGCCAGAUGCGCUUCCUCUCCUUCCACAUCCCACGCCACCCACUCUUCGAGCGUGUCCUCGAAUACCUCCGCAACAACCCCACAGCCGGCUUCCUCGACGCCGGUUGCUGCUUCGGUCAAGAAAUCCGCUACCUCGCUCACCAAGGCAUUCCCAGCCGCCAGCUCUUCGGCCUCGACGUCGAGCAAACAUUCAUCGACCUCGGAUACAAGCUCUUCCGGGACACGGAUCGUCUAGAAGCAACUUUUGCCUUGGGAGACCUCACCGGAGAUGAUGAUGGCAGUCGGGAGGCCCUGGCGCAGACGCUGGGCGGGGAGAUCGGUAUCAUCUACGCUAGCUCGCUCUUCCACCUCUGGGACUAUGGGGUGCAGCUAAAAGCUGCGACGCGGUUGGUGAGCUUGCUCCGUGACCAGGUUGGGGUUAUGGUUGUUGGUCGCCAGCUGGGUAGUAUUCUCGCUGGUGAGUACCCUCUCACUGGAUUUAGUGAUGGGACGCAGUACCGCCAUAACAUUGAGUCUUUGAAGGGGUUCUGGCUUGAUAUUGGACAGGCCACUGGUACCCAGUGGAAGGUAGAGGCAUUGUUGAAGGAUGACGAUAGUGUUGUUCAGCAGAAUUUGAAGUCAAGCUGGGGAGAUUCGAAUAUGCGGAUGAAUUGGUGGGGUGCGACGAGGAUUGCAUAG
Molecule: messenger RNA, 867 nt
Organism: Aspergillus versicolor CBS 583.65
Lineage: Eukaryota; Fungi; Ascomycota; Eurotiomycetes; Eurotiales; Aspergillaceae
Exons: 2
Coding region: 1-867 (288 amino acids)
Source: RefSeq, a predicted model, not a curated record